Penicillium salamii is the source of this 1167-nucleotide messenger RNA. The record is from the annotation of a GenBank genome assembly. Lineage: Eukaryota; Fungi; Ascomycota; Eurotiomycetes; Eurotiales; Aspergillaceae.
AUGCCAUCCCGAAACUAUCCCACCUCAAACCAACCCUCACUCUCUCUAUCCGAAAUCCUCGAGCUGGAACCAGAAGAAGAGCCAUGGUGUGCCGGAUACGCCCCAUCCCAGCGGCGCCGCUGCCACAUCCGCACAAACUCCCGUGGCCGCAGCUCAGCAAUGGCGCUACUCGACAAAGGCACCGAGAAACUCCAAGCCGGUCGCAACAUCGACAAUCUGCUAGAAGAUUUGGCUCCUCACGUCCUCUGCACACGGUUUCACCAGAACCAAGCGUCCACACUUACUUCUAGCUGGCGAAGGAAAGUUCGGUCAUAUCUUGAUUCGCAGAGCACACCCACGAGAUCUAGAGCCACGUCUUCUACGCCAAGAGCCAGCCGUCGACCUCGAAGUAUCUCCAGCGAGCCCGUUGAUCUGGCAAUGGAGGAAAGGAUCGCAGAGCUGAGAAGGCGUAUUGAAGCCUUGAAAGAGCUCAGGCGUGUGGAAAGCGCUCGAUCGGGCCGGGGGCGCACUACAAGGUCUCAUAGUCGCGAGACGGAGGACUCAAGCAGAACCGUUAGUCCAAGCAGGCUGGGCAGUUCAUCGGGAGGACAUGUCUCACAGGAGAGGUAUACCGAGAGAGUGGCGGAAAGAGCCUCUACAGAAGUCACCGUCCGGUCGGUAACCGCAGUGCCUCGACCGGCGCAAGCCCACAUCGCUCCUUCCAGACGGGUUUCUGUUUCGAAUCAAACACCACAGAGUCCAUCAACAGGGGUUUCAGUCCCCAGGCGAACUGUGAUUCAUGGUAGAAAGAGCAGAUUGCCACAGGUUUCUCGCCGAGAGGUUGAAGGGGACUGUGGGAUCUGUUUGUGUGAUCUGCAUGGUCCACAGCAAGCCGUGGACUGGGAAGAUGAGACGGAUAGUGAUAGUGAUGAUGACGAAGAAGAUGACAGUGAUGAUGAUGAGGAAGAUGAUGAUAGUGAGGAUGACGAAGAUGAUAGUGAGGAUGGCGAGGAAGAAGAUGAUAGCGAGGAUGAUGACAACUACUAUGAUGCUAAUGAGUACCAAGAGGAAUUAACCUGGUGCAAGAUCGGCUGUGGAGUCAACUUCCACAAAAAAUGCAUCGACAAAUGGCUAGCAUGCGCUCACACAUGUCCCGCAUGCAGGAGCAAGUGGGAGGAUAUUGAUUGA